Molecule: messenger RNA, 4179 nt
Organism: Cydia pomonella (codling moth)
Lineage: Eukaryota; Metazoa; Arthropoda; Insecta; Lepidoptera; Tortricidae
Gene: Septin2
Product: septin-2-like
Exons: 9
Coding region: 53-1312 (419 amino acids)
Biological process (GO): cytoskeleton-dependent cytokinesis
Cellular component (GO): microtubule cytoskeleton; septin complex; cell division site
Molecular function (GO): molecular adaptor activity; GTPase activity; GTP binding
Source: RefSeq, a predicted model, not a curated record
AUGCCAAACCAACUGAAUUUUACUUCACACUCGUUCAGUCGUUACCGUAAACAUGGCGGCGAUGGAUGUCGAACCUCCGAAAAUGGAACAAAAUCUGCGUACGCUGAAGCUGUCGGGGCACGUCGGGUUCGACAGCCUGCCUGACCAGCUGGUGAACAAGAGCGUGCAGAACGGCUUCGUCUUCAAUAUCCUGUGCAUAGGCGAGACAGGACUGGGCAAGUCAACCCUUAUGGACUCGCUGUUCAACACCAACUUUGAGUCAGCUCCAAGCCCACACAACUUGCCUACAGUGAAGCUUAAGGCACAUACGUAUGAGCUGCAGGAGACAAAUGUUCGUCUUAAGCUGACGAUCUGCGACACAGUGGGCUACGGAGACCAGGUGAACAAGGAAGACAGCUUCAAGGCCGUCGUAGACCACCUGGAUGCCCAGUUCGAGGCCUAUCUCCAGGAGGAGCUGAAGAUCAAGCGCUCCUUGCCAGCAUACCAUGACUCGCGCCUGCAUGUGUGCCUCUACUUCAUCUGUCCUACAGGUCACGGUCUGAAGUCCAUCGACCUGGUGUGCAUGAAGAAACUGGACACGAAGGUGAACAUCAUCCCGAUCAUCGCCAAAGCCGACACCAUUUCCAAGACCGAGCUUCAGAAGUUCAAGUCAAAGAUAAUGCAAGAGCUCCAAGCCAACGGCGUGGAGAUCUACGCGUUCCCGACCGACGACGAGUCCGUGGCCGAAGUCAACGGGUCAAUGAACUCGCACAUCCCCUUCGCCGUGGUCGGGUCGACGGACAUGGUCAAGAUUGGGAACAAGACGGUCCGAGCGAGGCAGUACCCUUGGGGUACUGUGCAAGUGGAGAACGAGUCGCACUGCGACUUCGUGAAGCUGCGCGAGAUGCUGAUCCGCACCAACAUGGAGGACAUGCGCGAGAAGACGCACGCGCGCCACUACGAGCUGUACCGCCGCCGCCGCCUGCAGCAGAUGGGCUUCAGCGACGUCGACGCCGACAACAAGCCCGUGUCAUUCCAGCAGACGUUCGAACAGAAGCGCAGCGCGCACCUGGCCGAGCUUCAACAGAAAGAAGAUGAGAUGCGGCAGAUGUUCGUGCAGCGCGUCAAGGAGAAGGAGGCCGAGCUCAAGGACGCCGAGCGGGAGUUGCACGCAAAGUUCGACAAGCUGAAAAAAGAUCACACGGACGAGAAGAAGCGUCUAGAAGAGCUCCGCAAGAAGAUCGAAGACGAAACCAUCGAGUUCAACCGCCGCAAGCAACAGACCGCGCAGUCGCACCACACGCUCACCCUCGGCAAGAGCAAGAAGAAGUAAACUGUUGAUGGGUCAUGUGCUCCUAGUACCUGCGCCUGAAUCGGAUCAAGCUAGCUUUGUAGACUUUGGCAUGACAACAUGUGGAAGUGCCAUAUCUUCAUAGCAAUUUGACGUUGAUGAUGACACCCCAUACUUUGUUGUUGAAAAGUCUGUUCUGAGAUAGCUUGGCCCGAUUCCGAUAGGCUUAUUACACCUCUAUCCAUCGAAUGCAAUCGCCGAAAGCAACAGGCGGCGCAGUCCCUCCGCACACUCACCCUCGGCAAGAACAAGAAGUAGACUACCGGACACAUCAUGUACUCCUGGUACAUUGGGCAUGAUGAAAAUAGAAAAUAAACCUCUUUUAACUUUGAAGAGGUGCGCAGUUUGUAAAUGAUUCUACACUAAUUUAAGUUAGACUGUCAAAUUUCAAUUUAGUAAACAUUGGCAGUAUGGAAGAUAGAGGUAAGGAGGAAACUCUUAUGGGAUGGGACAGGUAUAAAUAACAGUUACAAAUAUCUCCAGAGUGGCGCUAGAGGGCUGUAGGACAUAAAUAUAACUUAGCCGUUAUUGACGGCGUGAAAUUGUUCUGUCAGUGAUUUGUUUUUUUUUUAUCGAAUAUUCUAGAUAUUGUGGCGCGACCAAUUUAUGGUUUUUUGAUGAACACUUUUUCAUACACAGAGAAUGUUCUUACAUCUACCCUCCAUAAUUGAAAGCAAGGUGUAAUAAGUUCCGUCAAUAAUGAAUUAAUGACGUAUUAUACAAGUCUGUUAAUAUAAAAUUACCGCCUCUUUUUAUCCAGGCUAAUUCCUUGCACUGGAACUUCAAGUGUUUUCAAGCAACCUGCCUUAGCAUAAUAUGUGGUGGAUGGUCGAUAUCACACAUUUAAGGCAGGGUUCUCUAUGAGAUUUUAACGAAUUAAGUUGUAUCUUACCUAAUCUAAUGAACAUGGAUUCUUUUAAAUUGAUAUCUGGUUUUCGCUUAUAGCAUUCAUUAUCCAUUCUACUAAUUGAAAAUGAAUGCGUAUAAUUAUAACUAGGUUCGAUAAUGAUAGAUUGCUUAAGGUAGCACUCGCACCGCCGACGAUUAGCAAGAAACUAUUAGAGUUUAAAUUAGAGAGUUUUAUUCGACAGUGUCAACAGGCAACGAUAAAUAUAGGUUUUAUUCGGUAUAAGUACUGUUUGUACGUUUUUGAGCGAGAGUAGUAUAGCUCGUCGGCGGUGUGACAGCAGCCUUACAGCUUGAUUCACUAGUGAAUAUUGCUUUGUGAUGUAUUUUGUUCAUACAAAACCGCUCACAGAGAACCGGCCACUGCAACCUACUGUUGAUUCUAGACUAAACACGUAGAUAAGCGGCGUUAACCUUUAAACCUCGGUAUUUUACUUAAACCACAGAAUAAAUAAUAGUACUACCGUAUAGAAAGGAAACUUCCUACAAAGCCGAAGUUUGACAGCGAUUCAAGGCCGAAUCAUGUUGUCCCUUUCUAGUGUAUGGAACUAUCCCUUUCGGCUAUUUAGGCUUGUCAAAAUUAAUGUAAUUAUCUUAUCUGUGGUUGUGCACGCAAAGGGACGUCAAGUUGUGCCAACCCUAAUAAUUGCUCGGAGCAAUGCCCAGCCGAACAGAGCCGAGAUAGCCCGAAAGCUCUAGUUUCCUCCCCCCGCUUAAACAUUCAACACUGCUUCUGGAUCGCUUGUGCAUUUUAAGAUGAAAUAAUGAAGCAUCUACGUUUUUUCAGAAAACAUAAAAUAUUCUUAUUGUUAUUCAUACUGAGUAUCGUGAGAGUUUUUAUAUUUAUAUGCCUGUGGUCAUUAGAGCGUACUAAAUAGCUUUUGUAAGAUGCGCUAAACGUAGAACUUGGAUCCAUUGCCGUAUUAAUUUUAAUAUUGUUUAUAAGUUAAUUUUAAGAAAAUUGGCCAAAUAAUAAAUGUAACCAAUACUAUCUGGUUAUAAAAUAUCACUCGACUUACCAAAUGUAUUAUGAAUUAUGAUGAAUAGUUUAUAUAAAAGUUUGUAUUCUGUGCGUGACUUUGAAAGCGUUGACCAGACAUUUAAACUCGAAAUAAAUGAACAUGAGAAUAAAAUUUUAAUUUUGUCACUUGAAUGAAUGUUUUGUCUAGUUAACGUAUUCGGGCGGAUCAACUUUUUUUGUCAAAAUAACAAAACUUCUGAGACAGAAAUUAAAUAUAUUAAAACUGGUCGAUCACUUAUUUUUUUGUCCAAGAUUGCUCGAAAUGUUUCGCUCCAUAACGAGCACCUCCAACGGGAGCACGCGUUGGCGGAUCGACGCAGACUCAUUGUGGGUCGUGUCGAGCAAUCUUCGACUUAAAAUACAGGGGCGACCCGUUUAAAUAUAUUUAGCUGUUAUGGGUUGUUGUUUUGGGUCGUUGUCACAGUUUAUUAGAAGUAAUGUAUUCGUAAAUUUCAAUAACAUAAAAUCAGGAUUUGGGAAACGUAAGCGUAACUAUGGCAACGAGUGAGAUUAAAAAGUUGAUUCAUUCACUUUACUCCUCUAGUAUAAGGUCUCAAAUUAAACAUACGGUUAUGUUUAAAUAGUUUAUUACAUAUGAAUGUAGCCGUAUUGGAAACGCAGUUUUUGCUACCACUACAAUAAAUUAUUUUGCGUUUUGACAUAAUUCCUGGCUUCGUAUUAAGCCGCUGUAGUAAUAAUAAUCAGAUUUAUAUCAAUAUUUAAUUAAUUUUAAUGAAUUUUAUAAUCGUUUUAUUAGUAAUGCUCUCUACGACAUUUUGUACUUUGCAGUAAACGGCUAGUGUAGACUUAGAGGGCAGUAUGUAAUUUCCACGCAUUUAUUUGUUCAUUCCUUUUAUAUAUUUUUUAUACUUAUAAUUAAUAUUUACCUGAUUGAGGUAUUUAAUAAAAUCGUAAAAUAAAA